AUGGUGUCUUCUCGCCUCUACACGCCAUUGAGCAGAGCUCUUCCCCGGCAGAUUAUCUCACGGCCGGCGCAAAUAGGUUCUCGACUGCCCAGGACUCGCACCGCGAGGUUUUACAGCUCUAAGAAGGAAUCCAAGGACCAAUUCAUCAUUUGGCGACCAUGGCUUCGUCUUUCAAUUGGAAUUCCAUUCAUUGGCGCCCUCAUUUAUUCAAUGGCCACUGAAAAUGCCACCCAAACAGAAGCUCCCUCAAUUGCGGAAAUAGACAAAGCGCUCAAAGAAAAAGCACCCAUCACCGACGACUCCCCAAUGCGCCUCCGAAUGGAAAAAUUAAUCAAAGAACACCAAAAGAAAAUAACAGACGAACUGAGCCGGAUCGACGGCAAGGCCUUCCAAGCCGAUACAUGGACCCGUCCCAACGGCGGCGGCGGUAUAUCCUGCGUCCUCCAGGAUGGCAACGUCUUUGAAAAAGCCGGCGUCAACAUCUCCAUAGUCUAUGGCGAACUACCGCGCCCAGCCAUCGAGCGAAUGCGCGCAGACCACAAGUCCUUUGUCGGCGCAAACGUGGACUCACUCAAUUUCUUCGCUGCGGGUUUGUCGCUCGUGUUGCACCCGCAUAACCCCCAUGCUCCAACUGUGCAUUUGAAUUAUCGAUACUUUGAGACCUCGGACCCGAAGGACCCGAUUAACGGGGAUAAGAAUUGGUGGUUUGGUGGCGGCACUGAUUUGACGCCUUCUUAUCUCUACCCGGAGGAUUGCAAGCAUUUCCAUCAGACGAUCAAAGAUGUCUGUGAUCGCCAUGAUAGUACAUAUUACCCUCGUUUCAAGGCCUGGUGCGAUAAAUACUUUUAUAUCCCGCACCGCGGCGAAGCGCGGGGCAUAGGUGGCAUCUUCUUCGACGACCUCGACGCAAAUUUCCUACAGAGCUCAUUGUCCUCGUCUCAGAACCCGCAGGAAACUCUGUUCUCGUUCGUUAGUGACGCUUUAGGCUCGUUUUUACCUUCCUACGUGCCCAUCCUAGAACGUCGAAAGGAUAUGCCCUUCACCCCGGAGCAAAAACAAUGGCAACAACUCCGUCGCGGCAGAUAUGUUGAAUUCAACUUGGUGUAUGAUCGCGGCACCAGCUUUGGUCUAAGGACACCCAAUGCCAGGGUGGAGAGUAUAUUGAUGAGUUUGCCGCGAACGGCGAGCUGGGUAUAUAUGGAUCCUGUGUCUGGCACGAGGACCGAUGCUUCCGCCGCUGCCGCCGCUGUUCUAGCGGAGGAGACUGGUGAGCAGACGGAGGAGAUUUCGAGGCAGAUGGAGAUGAUGGACGUUUUGAAGCAUCCUAGACAGUGGGUUUGA
Talaromyces marneffei is the source of this 1341-nucleotide messenger RNA. RefSeq lists its product as uncharacterized. NCBI's taxonomy places the organism in Eukaryota, Fungi, Ascomycota, Eurotiomycetes, Eurotiales, Trichocomaceae. Gene Ontology annotation, molecular function: coproporphyrinogen oxidase activity. The coding region runs from base 1 to 1341 and encodes 446 amino acids. The transcript is spliced from 2 exons. The record is from RefSeq and is a predicted model, not a curated record. Gene Ontology annotation, cellular component: mitochondrial intermembrane space; cytoplasm.